This is a messenger RNA of Prunus armeniaca (apricot), 267 nucleotides long. Lineage: Eukaryota; Viridiplantae; Streptophyta; Magnoliopsida; Rosales; Rosaceae. The record is from the annotation of a GenBank genome assembly.
AUGGGAGAAGAAGGUGGUGAUGGAGGUGAUGUGGCAACGGUGUCGGAGGGGAAAACGGGGGCAUCAGUGUCGAAAGAAGCCGUGAGAUCAAGUGGGGUGGAAGGAGAUGGAGUACGUGGUGAGGGUAGGUCUGGAGAGAGAAGUGGAGUAGAUGACAAAUCAGAUAAAGGAAGAGGCCUUUUGACCAGAAGGGUAACCGAGAAAAACACAGCGCUUGGCUCUAGGGUCAAAUUUAUGGGAAGGUUGGACAAUGGUGGCAUAGGCUAA